This is a messenger RNA of Coccomyxa subellipsoidea C-169, 966 nucleotides long. RefSeq names its product cytochrome b5. The record is from RefSeq and is a predicted model, not a curated record. Gene Ontology annotation, molecular function: heme binding. The transcript has 6 exons. Lineage: Eukaryota; Viridiplantae; Chlorophyta; Trebouxiophyceae; Coccomyxaceae. The coding region runs from base 1 to 966 and encodes 321 amino acids. Gene Ontology annotation, cellular component: intracellular membrane-bounded organelle; membrane.
AUGCAGGUGGACGCGCAGAGCUUGAUAAAAGUGCUCGGCAAGCAGCUGUUUGGUCGAGUGGUUGCUGUGAAUGAGUUGGUAAUGGUGCAUCUGGAUGGAUUGGCGCUGGUGGUGAGGAUAGCCAAUCUGAACACACUGGACGAAUCCGCGAGAGAAGAAACUUUGUCCUACCACUGCUACAGGGGACUGGUCGCCCCCGACACAACCCUUUAUUUGACAGAAGGCAAGCAGAUACGCUGCUUAGGGUGUGAUGACGUGACACGCUGUUGCAGGUCAAGACCUUCUGGGGACAGGUCCCGUGCAGUCAUAGAUGUGCUGACGAGGGAUGGCGAGGUGUUCCCAGUCAAGCGCAAGCUGUUGAGGCCCUGCAUCAAUCUCACUCAGGCCGUGCGCAGCGAUGUUCCCUCCGUCACCAUCGAUGUGGACACCCUGGUCUUUGACAGGGUCCUCAUAUAUCUGGAGGCUGGCGCAGCGGGGCAGCCAGUGCCAGACUACGCAGUGCAUCUCCUGGGUGACCUGCUGCAUGCUGGAGAAGCCCUGGGCCUAUUGUCUCUGCAGGAUUACUGCCGCGCCAAGCUGGGCAGGCUGGACUCGCGUAUCCAGCUGCGUAGCUUUGAGGAGGUGAAGGCGCACAAUGCUGCCGGCCAGUGCUGGCUCAUCCUGGACGGCAUGGUGCUGGACGUGACGCGGUGGCUGCCGGAGCACCCCGGAGGCGCCACUAUCAUCCCCAAGCAGUCGCUCAACCUGGACUGCGCACGCUUCUUCGAGGUGUACCACUCCUCGCGCGAGUCCUUCCUGUACCUGCGCGAGUUCUAUGUGGGCGAAGUGCAUCCCGGGGACGUGGCCGCGGUGCCCUGCAAGGAGCGGCCCUCACCGGAGUUUCUAGCGCAGCUGCGCGGCUACAGGCGCUUCCGCAUGCAGCCGCCGGACGAGGACUCCUUAGUCAAGGCCUUCAAGAGCUUCUGA